CGCGUGAGCCUCAGUCCGUGUAGAACUCGCGCGGGAGCGGUCGUGUACAACGAUUUCACUUUCCAUUGCUCGUAUGUGUCGUGCGUGUGUGACUUACGUGAUGCCAGUGUAAUCGCGCUCAUUAUACUAUAAAGCCUGCAUUAUAGUAUUGUCCGAGUGACGUCUCGCUUAAGCAUGCUGAUGGUACAGACUAAUAGUCAACCCAUGAAAACAACGAAAAUAAAGGGCCCACCGCCUGUACCCCCGCGACCCAGUCAGAGUAUGGUCGCUGAAGCUCUAGCGAAGACGAGGAAAGCCGUCGCCGAUUCCAAAGCCAGUCUUAUUAAAACACGAACAUAUACCAAACAAGAGAGUCACCAUGUUUCGUCAAAAGCUAAAACUUUAGACAGGACUAGUGCAACAACUAAACCUUCGGUGUUACCGAGACAAAAUGGACUCGCGCGUGUUAAAUCUUUUAUUAGGGACGUUAUCAGUGAUCGAAGUUCAUCAGAUGAAAAAAAGUCUAGUGGAGGGAACUCUAGAAGAAGUUCCAGUGACAGUAGCUCUAUUCAUUCACCCUCAUCUGCAAAGAAGUCGAACGAAUCUCUUAAUUCUAGAGCUGUGAAAACAUGCAAGCAAAUAUUAGUAAGAUCUCUAUCCACUUCAAAUAAAUUAGACCUAGAUUCUAAAUGCAAGGUUUCUAAGUCUUCUAGUUUCGCAGAAAAGACGCUACCUCUGCGUAAAGCUCCGCCUCCACCAUUGUCACCUAAGCCUAAGAUUAAACCAUUGAAACAAGCACCUUUACAAAAUUCAUCGCUUCCAAAGAGACCACCAAAACCACCAGAACCGGAAGUAGAUCCUUAUUCAUUACCUGUAGACGCAAAGACCACAGAAAACCCGGUACAAGAAGCUCCGUAUGCUACUGUCGAUGAAGUAAUCCAAAUUGAAAAUAGAUUAGAACCUAUACCCGUACAAGAUAAUAAUAUCGAUAACAAGAAAGACGUAAACGACAACACUGAAGAUGAAAGUGUUAAUACAAACAAUAAUUCAUUAGAACGUAAAACCUCACGUGUUACUGAAAUGCUUAUUUCGGAAAUACUUGCCAGUAGAAGCAAUAACAACGACGAGGUAAACACAGUGAUAGAUAAAGGUAAAGAUUCGCCGAAGUUAGCCGAUUGUUGUUCGACUGAUAUGGAAAUAAUGAAAGAUAUGAAUAAUCACGAAAUGUUAAUAUAUGAACUGCAGAGUAUGCGCUCUCAAUCAAACGUACCGGACGGAUUAUCUGAUCAGGAAGCCCUAGAAAAAAUGGAUAAUUACGAUUCUGAUUGCGAGCAAAAUUACGCGAUGUCGUCCGCUAGUCAUACCGGUGAGGACCUGGAUCAGUCCUACGCGUAUAUAGCUGACACCGAUCUCAAAUCUAGAUUACGGAAACAGUUCCGUGCUAUCAGCACUAUGUCGCUACACGGGCUGCCGCCUCUGCCGAAGAGUUUGAGCGGGUUUGCUGACGGAGAGCCGGCAGAGGAAGCGAACAGUCGCGGCGCUGACGAGUCCCGUCCUCCUCCCACCGACCUCGACGGACAGCUUACUUACUUGAAGAAGGAAAUGGCUAGCCUUCGCCAGCUGGAUCUGUCGCUGCUGUCGGAGCUGUGGUCGCUGAGUGAAGCCAUGGCGACGUGGCGACGGCAACUGGAGCGGUCGCCACGCCUGCGUCCUGCGCCUCCACCGCCGCCUCCUCCCACCGCUCACUACCUCGCCACAUAGCUGCCCGGCGCCCGCGCGAUGACUGUCACUGUCAUGACAACAUUGCAUCUUUAUUGGCAUUAACGCUAGAAUUGUGGUGUUAAUUUUAAAGAUAUUUAUUUUCUCAUUAAAAACUUAAUAUUGUCACCAACAUGAGAACAUAAUAUGAUGUAAUAACUUAUCUUUACAUGAUUCAGUUCAUACAUAUCUAGGUACUUAGUAUAUUCUUCUUCACAAAAUUUAUAACAAUACACUUUUACAGGUCACUGUCAUAUAACAAACUAUUUCACACAUGUUUUUUUUUAUAAAAACUUUGAAGUAAUGUAGUCUGAUAGAUCACAUUUAAAUGUAUUAAACGACUUAAUCUUUUUGAGUGAUGAAGGUAGACUAUUAAAAAUUUGGUGUUACUAUUAUAAUAAAAUGACACAUGACACUGACAACAGGGUGAUGUCACGUGACUGCUGUCAUUCUGAAAUUUUAUUUUUUACAGUUCUCUAUGCCCUCGACAGAAAAUGGAGGGCUAACCUAAGUUAGCGUUAACGCCAAUAAAAAUUUAAUUUUUCUCCGCCAUCAGAUAGAAUGGAACCAUGUCAAAGUAAAUUGAUAAUAACAUUAAAUACUCAACUAUGACAUAGAUAAAAUUGCGAUUAUGAGUUUAGGAGAAUGUAUACGAACUUAUUACAUUCAGGUAAUUUUAUGUACUGCGUACUAGAAAAGAUUUCUCACCCUGAGAUUGUUGGAAAAACUAGUUGUGGCCAGCUGUAGCCAACACACUUAGUCUAUCGUAAGCGAUUGUCGCAAUAACACGGAUUUGAGUGCUAGGUUUUAAUAACUCUUAAAGAGUGCCUUUUCAGCACUAAGUUCAAAAUAUUAUGUUUAACAACCGUUACUUUAAUUAUGUUUCUUCAAUUUACUAUCGAGCAUCGACAUGUCAUCAAGGUGAAUGUGAAAUAUUGAAUGAAUUUGUUCGUAAUAGCCUCUCUAGUACGAAGUAUAUAUCCCUGAUUUUUGUGUAAUAAUAUUAUGUUCACCUGUUCACACGUUGGCGAUACGUCUUAAUUUAUUACCUGUAUUAUGUAUCGUUUUUUGAUAAGGUUCUAUGUUGACAGUACGAGUUCAUAAUAAAGUUAGCUUAUAGAAA
Leptidea sinapis is the source of this 2860-nucleotide messenger RNA. RefSeq names its product anaphase-promoting complex subunit 11-like (gene lmgA). Gene Ontology annotation, cellular component: nucleus; anaphase-promoting complex. Gene Ontology annotation, biological process: anaphase-promoting complex-dependent catabolic process; protein ubiquitination; positive regulation of mitotic metaphase/anaphase transition. The record is from RefSeq and is a predicted model, not a curated record. Lineage: Eukaryota; Metazoa; Arthropoda; Insecta; Lepidoptera; Pieridae. Gene Ontology annotation, molecular function: cullin family protein binding; zinc ion binding; ubiquitin protein ligase activity. The transcript is spliced from 3 exons. The coding region runs from base 175 to 1740 and encodes 521 amino acids.